Molecule: messenger RNA, 2442 nt
Organism: Oreochromis aureus
Lineage: Eukaryota; Metazoa; Chordata; Actinopteri; Cichliformes; Cichlidae
Product: beta,beta-carotene 9',10'-oxygenase-like
Exons: 12
Coding region: 56-1729 (557 amino acids)
Biological process (GO): carotene catabolic process; retinal metabolic process
Cellular component (GO): mitochondrion
Molecular function (GO): beta-carotene 15,15'-dioxygenase activity; carotenoid dioxygenase activity
Source: RefSeq, a predicted model, not a curated record
CAAACCAGCAGCAUCUCAGAAGAGAGACUAAGCUACAGUAGGCUUAGCCACAGCCAUGGAUACUGUCAAACAUCAGAAAAGGAAUACUUCAGCACUCAAGAAAUCUAGGUCUGCGAAGAACAUCAAUCAUUACACAAAUGUACGUGGUCUGCCUUCUAUCGAGAAGAUUGUGAGCUCAGUGGAGGACACCCCCAGGCCCAUCAGCACCCAGAUCAUUGGUACAAUCCCAGAAUGGAUCAAUGGAAACUUCCUGAGAAAUGGGCCCGGAAAGUUUGAGAUCGGAAACCACAAGUUCAACCACUGGUUUGAUGGCAUGGCUCUCCUGCACCAGUUCAAAAUAUCAAAUGGGCAAGUGACUUACAAAAGCCGCUUCCUGUCCAGUGACAGCUACCAGACCAACAAGGAGCACAAUCGCAUUGCGAUAUCUGAGUUUGGGACUGUAACCAUGCCGGACCCCUGUAAAAAUGUCUUCCAGCGCUUCCUGUCAAGAUUUGAAUCACACAAGCCCACAGACAAUGCCAACGUGAGUUUUGUGACCUACAAAGGUGAUUAUUAUGUCAGUACAGAAACCAACAUCAUGCACAAGGUGGACCCUGAGACACUGGAGACGACUGAAAAGGUGGACUGGAGCAAAUUCAUUGCUGUGAAUGGAGCCACAGCACACCCUCAUACUGAGCCUGAUGGUACGACAUACAACAUGGGAAAUUCCUACACCUCGAAAGGAUCAUACUACAACAUUAUCCAAGUGCCACCAACCAAGAAAACAGAAGAUGAAACCCUGGAGGGAGCGUCAGUGCUGUGCUCGAUUCCUUCAGUGGACAAGACCAAACCUUCAUACUAUCACAGCUUUGCGAUGUCUGAGAACUACGUGGUGUUCAUUGAACAGCCCAUCAAGCUGGACCUGCUGAAGAUCGUGACAGGCAAGCUGAGAGGAAAAAGCAUCAGUGAUAGCAUAUUCUGGGACCCAAAACUCAACACAAUCUUCCAUCUGAUCCACAAACACUCUGGGAAGGUAAGCUCCAUCAAGUAUCUUGCAAAGCCACUGUCAACCUUCCAUCAGAUCAAUGCAUUUGAGGAGGAUGGAUUCUUGAUCAUAGAUUUGUGUGCAUCAGAUGAUGGCCAGGCAAUUACAAACUACAACAUCCAGAACAUGCGCAAGUCUGGAGAAGCUCUUGAUGAGGUGUACAACACCUUGAGUAGAGCCUUCCCCCGGCGAUUUGUGCUGCCUCUCAAUGUUGACCGCGACACACCCUACAACCAGAACCUGAUUACCCGGCCGAACAGCAUAGCUACUUCUGUAAGAAUUGCCAAGAACAAGGUGUUCUGUACCCAUGAGGACCUCCAUGGGGAGGAUCUCCAUGAAUACGGAGGUCUGGAGUUUCCUCAGAUCAACUAUCACAAAUUCAACACCCAUCCCUACCGCUACUUCUAUGGCUGUGGCUUCAGACACCUUGUAGGGGACACGCUGAUUAAGAUGGAUCUCUGCGGAAAACGGAUGAAGGUGUGGGAACAUCCUGGUCAGUAUCCAUCUGAGCCGGUCUUUGUUCCCUCUCCUAAUGCUACAGAGGAGGAUGAUGGUGUCAUCAUGUCUGUGGUCAUCACUCCAGACGAGGACAAGAGUACAUUCCUUCUGGUGUUAGAUGCCAAGACAUUUGAGGAGCUGGGCAGGGCGGUGGUACCUGUCAACAUCCCCUAUGGCUUCCACGGGACAUUCAGUGCCACAGCUUAGACAUCUGAUGGAUGUACAUGUGACUUCACAGGGACACACCUACACUGUGUACAUGUUGACUUGAGAGCAAAGACCCUCACUUAAAGAAUUCCUUUAUACUUUUUCAAUGCAUGAAAUAGCAGAUAUAAAAACACUAGUUUUUAUAUCUGCUAUUCAGUGUUCUCCAUCUUCAGUGAGGUUGGACUGAGAGUUUGAGAUAUGUUUUUAUAACCUAACGCUGCUUUAAACUUCUCCACAAUUUUAUCCCUUACCUCUCAGUUGUGUUCCUUGAUCAUCAUGAUGCUUUUUGGUCACUCUCACAAACAUCGGAGGCCUUUACAGAACAGAGUUAAGGGGGCUGAAUAAAUACUAACACCACACUUUUCAAAUUUUUAUUUGUGAAAAACGUUGAAAACCAUAUAUCGUUUUCCUUCAACUUCACAAAUAUGCUUUACUUUGUGUUGAUGUACCAUAAAAUUCCCUUAAAGUGUGAAAUCUGGAAAACUUUAAGGGUUAUGAAUACUAUAAUUUACACAAUAAUUUGCAGCACAAAAAAUUAUUAGAGUGAUUAGAGAAUACAUAAAAUUAUUGUAUUGUGUUUUUUUGUUUUUUAUUUUAUUGUGUGGCUUUUUUUGAACAUGUUAAAAUAAUAGAAUAAGCUUAUUUAAUCAAACCCGUUCCUAUUAUUUGUACUAAUAAUCACUGUUUCUUCAUGUUUAUACCAUAUCCUAUCA